This is a messenger RNA of Polistes dominula (European paper wasp), 2067 nucleotides long. RefSeq lists its product as uncharacterized. Lineage: Eukaryota; Metazoa; Arthropoda; Insecta; Hymenoptera; Vespidae. The record is from RefSeq and is a predicted model, not a curated record.
AUGAAAUCAGUUGAAUUAAAAGCAGAAGCAAGGAAGCUGCAGUUAUCAACAAUCGGCACGAAGGAAGUAUUAAGAAAGAGACUGCUCACACAUAUCGAAGAAAUAAAUAAAGAAGCAGACGAACAAACAGACGAAGAAACAGACGAAGAAAGAGACGAGGAGAUGGACGAAGUCACGGAAUCGGAAUAUGAAUACGAAAAAACGAAGAGAAGUCCUCCGUCGUCGUUCUUGAUUCGAGAUGUGGAAGAUAGUCUUCCAAAAUUUGAUGGAGAUGGUUUAGUCUCAGUAAAAAAGUGGAUAGACCAAUUCGAAGAGAUGGCAGAAAUCCUCCAAUGGAACGAUCUGCAAAAGUUGAUCUAUGGAAAACUGAUGCUGCRAGGUUCCGCUAAGCAAUUUGUAGAAUCGGAGCAAGGUAUCAUCACGUGGCCAGCUUUAAAAAAUAAGUUAUCUAGUGAGUUUAAAGAUAUUGUCAGUAGCGCGACGAUCCACGCUCAGUUGGUUGAAAGAAAGAGACGGCCGGAUGAAACAGGUCGUCAAUAUAUCUAUGUGAUGAAGGGAAUAGCAGCAUUAGGUAAAGUAGAAGAAAGAGCUCUGAUAGACUAUAUAAUUAACGGGGUGGUAGACGAAGAGAUGAACAAAGGGAUUCUAUAUCAAUCACGAUCUCUAGAAGAAUUAAAAAGAAAUAUGGAAAUUUACGACAUUAUGAAAGGAAAGUCAAGAGCUACGAAGAGUUCAAGCAGAGGUGAUAAUGCUGACAAAAGAGAAAGAAGAACGGAGGAAGUUAAGAUGACAAAAUUACGAUGUUUCUCGUGUGGUUCACUCGAUCAUAAUAUAAAACAAUGUCCGAUGGUAGAGAAAGGUCCAAAUUGUUUCCGUUGUGACGAAUUUGAAGACAUUUCAAAGGCUUGUGGAAAGCGUGUCAACCUUAUCGCCGCUUCGGAAGAUUCAAAGUCGAUGGCGAUACAGGAUAAAGUGGUGAAAAUGUGUACAAUACGAGAAAACGAAGAGAAGGGAAAUAUCCAGAACCACGCUGAGCGAGAAGAUUUAGAAGAAGAAAUCAAGAACCACGUCGAACGAGAAGAUGUAGAAGAAGAAAUCAAGAACCAUGCCGAACAAGAAGAUGUAGGAAAAGAAGUUCAGAACCACGCUGAACGAGAAGAUGUAGAAGAAGAAAUCAAGAACCACGCCGAUCAAGAAGAUUGUGCAAGAUCCGACGACGAAGAAGACGCCGACACAGUGUUGAGCGAAGAGACAACGAAAGGUGUUUUUAUUAUAACGGUGCGUGAGUUAGGUGUUAGACCACAGUGUGCGAAGGAAGUAAAUCAGUUGAAUAAAGAUCAUAAACCCGUAGAAAAGGUAAAAACUCCGAUAGAAGUACGAAUUAAGUUGAAUGAUAAUAAAUCCGUAGUGUUAAAAUCGCGUAGAUUAGCUCCGUGUGAURAAGAAAUUUUAUACGAACAGAUAACGCAAUACUUGGAAGAAAGUGCUGAAAGUGUAUCACCUAGUGAAGUUGAAAAAUUUAAAGAGUUUGACGAAAAAGUAGAAGUCGUGCCUCCAGCCAAAGAAAAGAUCGCAGAACCAGCAGACAAAGAGGAGCCAAAAGAAGAUGUUGCACAGGAAAGGAUGAAGAUUAUAGAAGAAAUAUUAUCAGAAAAUGUUGAAAAAAUACAAGAGAAAGCAGAAAUCAAACCAGAAAUAAAAAUUGUAGAAGAUUUGAUAAAGAUCACGGUGGAAGAAAGCAAAGAAAAAAUACCAAUGAUAGAUGUUGUAAAAAGUAAACUUGAAAAGCCUACAGUAACUGCAUUUGUAAUUCCAGAAAAAAUAAAAACAACGGUUAAAGUGGAAUCCACGGGAGAAAUCAAAGAAGAAGAGAUUGAAAAAGACGAAACAAUGUUGAUAUCCGAAGAAAAGAAAAUAGAAGCGAUUAAGACGAUUGCAGAACCGCGACCAUAUGAAGAUUUCACGUUGGAAAACGGCCUGUUGAGAAAAAGAAAAGAACGCGAAAAACAGUACGAAGAAGAAACUCAAUCUUCGGGGACCGAAGAUUCGCAGAAUGGCCGAAUGUAG